CCAUGAAGUGAACUACCACUACUCAGUACUCCCUACCCUAAACAAACCGAAGAAGCUUAACGGCCUCCUUUUUUUUCUUCCCUGUCUUGCCUGCUUUAUAUAUAUCCUCUUCUUACUAGAACUUCCAAAGAUUUUUUUUUUUCCUUCAAGAACAAGUAUAUUAUAUAUAUAUAUAUAUACACACAUACCUAUUUCCCGGCCUUGAAAAAGCUGCGAUUUUAUCCUGCCUUUGGUCGUAUUCGCCUGCUAUAAAUAUCCAUCCGCCCAGGAAACGCUCGGCAGAUGCUCAAGUGCAGUCCAUAGACGUUUUCUGGACUGGGGCCUAGUAUUUCAUCAUCAGUUGUAUCUCUUUGGACUGUGUGAAACAGUGGAAUAUAUGUACAGUAUGGUGGAGCCGGGCGGCGCAAAGGUGGUGGUAGUUAGGGAGUUCGAUGCUCGGAAAGAUUGCGACGGCGUCGAGGCGGUCGAGCAGCGGUGCGAGGUCGGACCCAGCGGCAAGCUUUCCCUAUUCACCGACCUCCUCGGCGACCCAAUUUGCAGGGUCCGCCACUCCCCCACCUAUCUCAUGCUGGUGGCGGAGACGGUGGUUUCCGGCGGAGCAGAAGAUAAAGAGGAAGCAAGGGAAAUAGUGGGGAUGAUAAGAGGUUGCAUCAAGAUCGUUACGUGUGGGAAGAAACUGCCUAGAAAGAAUGGCAACGAUGAUAUUAAUAAUAUGGCCACGAAGCCUGUUCCUAUCUACACCAAACUCGCCUACAUCUUAGGCCUUCGCGUCUCUCCUUCUCACAGGCGAAUGGGUAUUGGUUUGAAGCUGGUUCGUCGAAUGGAGGAGUGGUUCCGAGAAAACGGCGUCGAGUAUUCGUACAUGGCCACCGAAAACGACAACCACGCGUCCGUUAAUCUCUUCACUGAAAAAUGCGGCUACUCAAAAUUCCGUACGCCGUCGAUCCUGGUCCGACCCGUUUUCGCACACCGAGUUCGCGUGAGCAACCAGGUCACCGUCAUCAAGUUGUCGGCCUCCGACGCCGAGGCUCUCUACCGGCGGCGAUUCGCCACCACCGAGUUCUUUCCCCGGGACAUUGACUCGGUGCUGAACAACAAGCUUAAUCUGGGCACCUUCGUGGCGGUUCCACGGGGGAGCUACUCGGCCGAGUCGUGGCCAGGGUCGGACCGGUUCCUGGGGAAGCCGCCCGAGUCGUGGGCAGUGCUCAGCGUCUGGAACUGCAAGGAAGUUUUCCGGCUCGAGGUCCGCGGCGCGUCGCGCGUGAGGAAGGGGCUCGCCAAGACCACUCGGCUGGUGGACCGGGCCUUGCCGUGGCUGCAUUUGCCGUCGGUGCCGGAGUUGUUUCGGCCCUUUGCGUUUCACUUUCUCUUUGGGCUUGGCGGGGAAGGCUCAUUAGCAGCCCAGUACAUAAAGGCCCUGUGCGGCGUGGCCCAUAACCUGGCGAAGGAGUAUGGUUGCGGAGUGGUGGCGACCGAGGUGUCGAGCCGGGAGCCGCUCAGGAAGGGGAUUCCACACUGGAAGGCGCUAUCGUGCGCCGAGGACCUGUGGUGCAUCAAGAGGCUCGGGGAAGACUACAGCGACGGGGCUGUUGGUGACUGGACGAAGUCGCCACCUGGCAUCUCCAUUUUCGUUGACCCCAGAGAAUUCUAAGUCUUAACGACAAAAGUUUUUUUUUUUUUUUUACUUUUACUUUAUGGGUUAAAGCAGCGGCGGCAGCAGGAGGUGGAGGUGGAGGAAGCCAAGGGAUUUUAGAAGUUGGAAAAGUUUUUUUUAUUUGUUUUAUGUUUUGUUUUUAUUUUCCUUUUAGGGGGUGUUUUGACAUUCGAGAUUAGUUAAACAGAAUUUUGGUGGGUGGAGGUGGCGGCAAAAGGGGGAAAUGAUUAAAGGAAGGAAGUGCUUUUUGCUUGUUUGGAUGGUUGUUGUAAAGGGGGAGUGGUGCAUGUAUAAGAGUCUUUAUGUAUCGAUCGACCAUUACCCCACCUGAGCUGCCUUUUGGUAAAUGGAUGACCCUUCUCCCAGCCAAACGCGGUCUUGGUUUUAGCAUGUAGUUUCUCAUGAUAUUCCAUUCCAAAUAACCAAAUCCUUACAUAUCCCAAUUCGAAUAUCCCUUGCUCUAAAAGGACGCCCACUUAAAUGUUUUGAAAUAAGAAGGUGCGGAUGAACUGCGUUAGCACUGGAGAGGAGGAUUCCAAUCCAGGCUCUGCUGCUUUUUGUUUCCUUUAGAGAUAGAUAUGGGGCUCUCUUUUGAGAGGCGCAGCGGCGGUGGGGCUUUUAUGAAGAAGAUAUGAUUCGUCGUCUUCAUGGACAUGGAGAGAGAUGGAAGAGAGAGACGGCGGUGGGGUUUGGUUUCUUUGCGAAUGAUUUGUCUCUGUCCCCUCUCGUUUUUGGUUGGAUUUGGUUUGGACUUUGGAGGCUUCUUUCAGAUUCUCGGAUUUUGACACUCGAAAAUAGAAAGGAAAAAGGAAAAGAAAAAACCCACAAUGCAUAUGUCUUUUUGGCCCAUCAGAACUGUCCCUCCUCCAAUUCCAAUGUGGAUAUGAAUGAAUGAAAAUGAUCAAUUCCCCCCCCCCCCUUUUUUUUUUUGUCCUUCCGGAAAGUUGAUGCAGACUCUCUCUCGGGAAAAGCAGAUAAAGAAAAUUGCUCAUCCCCCACUUCCCUUCACGGGUUCGCGGAGUUGAUAGUGGAUGGUUGAAGUGACAAAUUAUGUGCCAUCACUACUCAAAACUUCUUUUUUUUCUUUUC
Diospyros lotus (date-plum) is the source of this 2743-nucleotide messenger RNA. Its product is annotated as probable N-acetyltransferase HLS1. Gene Ontology annotation, molecular function: acyltransferase activity, transferring groups other than amino-acyl groups. The record is from RefSeq and is a predicted model, not a curated record. The transcript has 3 exons. Bases 377 to 1651 code for a protein of 424 amino acids. NCBI's taxonomy places the organism in Eukaryota, Viridiplantae, Streptophyta, Magnoliopsida, Ericales, Ebenaceae.